Molecule: messenger RNA, 560 nt
Organism: Rotaria sp. Silwood2
Lineage: Eukaryota; Metazoa; Rotifera; Eurotatoria; Philodinida; Philodinidae
Source: the annotation of a GenBank genome assembly
AUGACUCAAGGAAGUGAGGAAAUUUCACAUCGAUUUGAAGCAAUUUAUGCAAAUAUAACUGAACAACAUGAUGGUGCGGGUGUAGGUCUGGGUCUGGGUGUGUAUUAUGUUCAUAUAGAAAACCCCACCUCCACCCGCUCGUCCUCAAGUAGUCAAAUCAGUUGCAGUUUCGCAUUGUUAGCACCCUAGUUGAACGAAUGCCAUCGAAAUGUAGAAAAAUUGUCGAUCUGAUCUUGCUUACGAAAGCAGCUUUGUUAUAAUUUAUCUUUUUAGUUAAACGAUAGUAGUAACAUAUUUUAUUAGUAAUUCUUAUAGAGGACGCAGCAGAAAUACUACAACUAUAUAUUCUUACGACGUACUCUGCUGCCAAUCCACUAUCUCAAAUGUAUUGUAGUACCGUACAAAUUUUUGAACCCGAUGGUUGUUUGUGUCUGACACGUACAAAGAGUGGGUAUGGGUGUGGGUGUGGGUGUAAGUGUGGGUGUGGGUGUAAGUGUGGGUGUGGGUGUAAGUGUGGGUGUGGGUGUAAGUGUGGGUGUGGGUGUAAGUGUGGGUGUGGG